Molecule: messenger RNA, 1102 nt
Organism: Carlito syrichta (Philippine tarsier)
Lineage: Eukaryota; Metazoa; Chordata; Mammalia; Primates; Tarsiidae
Product: olfactory receptor-like protein OLF3
Exons: 1
Coding region: 60-1013 (317 amino acids)
Biological process (GO): G protein-coupled receptor signaling pathway
Cellular component (GO): membrane
Molecular function (GO): G protein-coupled receptor activity; olfactory receptor activity
Source: RefSeq, a predicted model, not a curated record
CAUCAGUUUUCAGUUUUUUUCUGACUCUCUUUGCAGAUUAAUAAGUCUCACACUUUUUGAUGGAACCACAUAACCAGACAUGGAUGAAUGAAUUUAUUCUGUUUGGGUUGUCCAGUGAUUGGGAUACUCAGGUCUUCCUCUUUGUACUCUUCUUAGUGAUGUACCUGGUGACCAUGCUGGGGAACUUUCUCAUUGUUCUUCUGAUCAGCCUGGACAGCCGACUUCACACUCCCAUGUAUUUCUUUCUCACCAACCUCUCCUUUGUUGAUGUCUCCUAUGCCACAAGCAUAAUCCCUCAACUUCUGGUACAUUUUCUUACAGAACAUAAAGUCAUCCCAUUCCUGAGUUGUGCAGCUCAGUUAUUUUUUUCCCUGGCCUUGGGUGGGAUUGAGUUUGUUUUAUUGGCAGUGAUGGCCUAUGACCGCUAUGUGGCUGUGUGUGACCCCCUGAGAUAUUCGGCCAUCAUGCAUAGAGGGCUGUGUGCUAAGUUGGCCAUCACAUCGUGGGUCAGUGGCUCCAUCAACUCCCUCAUGCAGACUGCCAUCACUUUUCAGCUGCCCAUGUGCACUAACAAAUAUAUUGACCAUAUAUCCUGCGAACUCUUGGCUGUGGUCAGGCUGGCUUGUGUGGACACUUCCUCCAAUGAAGUCGCCAUCAUGGUCUCUAGCAUUGUCCUUCUGAUGACACCCUUCUGCCUGGUUCUUUUGUCCUACAUCCGGAUCAUCUCCACCAUCCUAAAGAUUCAUUCCAGAAAGGGAAGGAAGAAAGCCUUCCACACCUGUGCCUCUCACCUCAUGGUGGUUGCCCUGUGCUAUGGUAUGGCCAUUUUCACUUACAUCCAGCCCCACUCAAGUCCCUCUGUCCUUCAGGAGAAGUUGAUCUCUCUUUUUUAUGCUAUUUUGACACCUACGCUGAACCCAAUGAUUUACAGUUUAAGGAAUAAGGAGGUAAAAGGGGCCUGGCAGAAACUAUCAGGGAAAUUCUCUGGGUUAACAUCAAAACUGGCAAUUUGAUGACUCAUGAGCAUCACUUAAAGAAAAGAGCUUUGCCUCAGUGUUCGUCACCCAACUCAAAUGUGACAGGCAUAGAGUAUGUUGCCCCA